Molecule: messenger RNA, 5836 nt
Organism: Eublepharis macularius
Lineage: Eukaryota; Metazoa; Chordata; Lepidosauria; Squamata; Eublepharidae
Product: complement C4-A-like
Exons: 41
Coding region: 9-4172 (1387 amino acids)
Biological process (GO): complement activation
Cellular component (GO): extracellular region
Molecular function (GO): endopeptidase inhibitor activity
Source: RefSeq, a predicted model, not a curated record
CCUCAGAGAUGUCGUCUGGAAAGUGGUUGCCUCUCUGGCUAGCAUGGAUGGGGGCUUUAGUAGCCCUGAGCCAACAAGCUCCAAGGUUGCUGAUGGUCGCCCCCAGUGUAGUGCCCAUCGGGGCAGAGGUGGGAGUCGUGCUUCAGGUUGAGGGAGCCACCUCUGGGCUCUCAGGCAUGGUCUAUUUCCAGAAUGAGAAUGACGAGAAGGUGAAAUGCUCUAGGGAGGUGCCGUUCAACCUAAAGCCCAGCAGCUUCCUGGAAAGAGUUACCCUGAAGGUGACUCAUGAAAGUUUUGUCCAAUGUGGCUUGUCUACCCUGCGAAGGGACCAUUAUAUCCAACUCGUUGCCCGCAGCUCGCAGCUCCCCAGUCCCAAUGGUAUCCAAACACUCAACUUGCGCUGGAGUGCUCGCCGUGGGUACCUGUUCAUACAGACAGACAAGCCAAUCUAUACCCCUCAGCAAAAGGUGUAUUUCCGAGUCUUUGCUCUGGACCACAAACUGAGGCCAAGCACCGAACCUGUCAUCAUCACUGUGCAGAACCCGCGAGGUCUUCAGGUCCGGAAAGAUCAGCGUGUGGCAAUGAAUUUUGUGAUAACAGAUCAACUGACUAUUCCUCAUAUCUCGGAGCCUGGCAUUUGGCGAAUCAUGGCCCAGUUCCUCAACACACACAGUUCCAACACGACCGCAGAAUUUGAGGUGAAAAAAUAUGUGCUUCCGAAUUUUGAGGUGACAAUUAUCCCAGAACGGAAAUACAUUCUCCUCUCAGGACAGCGGGAUUCUGAUUUGCAAAUUGACCUUCAGGCUAAAUUGUUCUACGGGAAGGGUAUCAAUGGCGUGGCUUAUGUGAGAUUUGGUGUGAGAGAUGACAAUGGGGAAAAAACUCUCAUCCCGGGACUGGAGCAACAAGUUUUGGUGGUUGAUGGCCAUGCCUUAGUGACCCUAAAGCGCAGCCAACUUGAGAUGAAACUGGGGCGCCCUCUACAGGACCUAAUAGGAACAACACUCUACAUUGCGGCCACUGUUAUAGAGACAGCAAGUGGAGAAUUGGAAGAGCAAGAGCUUACAACUGUGAAAUUUAUGUUAUCCCCGUAUUCGGUGGACCUGUCCCAAACUGAGCGGUAUUUUGUGCCUGGUGUAUCGUUUCAAGUGCUGGCUUCAGUUUCGCUACCAGAUGGUUCACCUGUUCCCCACCUUCCAGUCCAUUUCUCUGCCCAAAUAGAUGGCUCAUCCCCAGAAAAUGCUCAAGUGAAGAGCGAUGAGCGUGGAGUUGUGUCGCAUACAGUCAACAUUCCUGCUACAGCUACAGCAGUCACUUUCACGAUAACAGCUGGGACAGAGUCUCCUGCCAAAGUUACUCUGACCAUCAAAGCCAUGAACUCCCCAGAAGGCACUUACUUGGUCAUUCUUAGGCAGAAUUCCCAAGACUUGAACCCAGGAGACACCCUCACGCUGUCGCUGAAGAGCAUUGGACCAGAUGACUUCUCCAACUUCUAUUAUAUGAUUUUGAACAAAGGGGACAUUGUCUCUGCCAGCAGCGUACCCUAUGGCUCCAUUGUUGUGGUCCCCAUUCGCAUCACACCCAACCUCAUGCCAGGGUUUCGGUUUGUGGCCUUUUACCGCCUGAAGGACAAACUUGUGGCAAACUCCAUCUGGGUAGAUGUUGUUGACACUUGUGAGGGGAAGCUGCGUCUUGAGACAUCAGAAAAACUCCAUCAGCUGCGACCUCAGGAGUUCGUGAAACUCAUUAUCACCACCGAUGAGAAGUCUUCUGUCUCGCUCGCUGCCAUGGACUCGGCUAUUUACGCCCUCAAUGGGAAGAAUCGUUUCAUUCAGGGCAAGGUUUUCCAGGCCAUGGGAAGUUAUGAUCUGGGCUGCACAUCUGGCAGUGGAGAAAACACCCUUGGCGUUUUUGCUGAUGCUGGACUCUCCCUCCGUGCAGGCGAGCUGAACAGCCCACUCCGGAGAGCCCAUGGAUGUAACGUGGAUGUUUCCCGGAAGAAGCGUUCGUUGGAGUUACAAACUCAGCUCCAAGAGAGGAUUAAGAAGUAUCUAGACCCCGAUACUCAGAAAUGCUGUCAGGAUGGUAUGGUGAAGAUUCUCAUGCCCCUAACGUGUGGCCAGCGAGCUAAGCGGGUCCGGGGUGCAUGUCGCAUCGCUUUCCGGGACUGCUGCCAAUAUGCUACUAAACUGCGACGCAGAUGGUGGGAAUCCAGUAGCCUGGCACGAACUCUAGAUCAAAAAGAGGAAGAUUUCUUUGAUGAGGAUUAUGUUAAAGUCCGAAGCUUCUUCCCCGAGAGCUGGCUUUGGAAAACACGGACUGUCGAAGGGACCCUGACGGAAAACGUGCUGCUUCCUGACUCCAUCACCACCUGGGAGAUACAGGCAGUGAGCAUGUCACCUGGGAAAGGGAUCUGCGUCUCGGAACCUCUCCGCCUUAGAGUCUUCCAAGAUUUCCACAUCUCUCUAAGGAUGCCGUACUCGGUGAAACGGUUUGAACAGAUAGAGCUCAGUCCAGUUCUGUACAACUAUUGGCCUGACUCAGUCACAGCCUCAGUUUAUCUAGAGCCUGUUGAGGGUAUCUGCUCUUCAGCGAUCGUGGGCCGAGCCCAGAAAAAGGAAGUGGAGGUUCCUGGGAACUCAGCAGUACCUGUUCCAUUUGUUUUGGUCCCUAUGGGAACAAGCAACAUCCCCAUCACUGUCGUUGCCCACGGUGGCUGGGGGACUGGGGACAAAGUUACCAAGAUCCUACGGGUUGAGAGAGAAGGUGCCGUUCAGUUGGAGGAGUUUACCAUCCCUUUGGAUAACUCAGAUGGACUUACUAGAACUGAGGAGAUUUCAGGAGAGGUGCCCUCCAAUGUCAUUCCUGAUGGGGACUUCAAGAUGAAUGUUCGUUUGACAGGUUCAGUGCCAGUUGACACCCUAGAGAAUUCUCUGUCCCCAGAGGGUGUGUCGAAAUUGCUACAUGUUCCAUCUGGGUGUGCGGAACAAACAUUGGUAAAAUUGGCUCCGGCAAUCUAUGCCAUGCACUACCUGGACAAGACAGAGCAGUGGAGCAAGCUGAAAGCAGAUAGCAAGCAACAAGCUCUGGAAAAUCUACGCAUAGGCUACGAGCGAAUGCUCACUUUCCGGAAAACGGACGGGUCCUAUGGGGUUUUUUCCAGCCUUCCCGGGAGUACUUGGGUGACAGCUUUUGUAGUCAAGAUUUUUUCUCUGGCCCAUGAAUACCAGGCCGUGGAUGAAGACGGGAUCCGAGAGUCAGUGCAAUGGCUGCUGAGAAAGCAAAAGGCUGAUGGCUCCUUCCAGGAACAAGCACCCGUCACCGUCCGACUGCAUGGUGGUGUUCGUGGUAUUCAUGAGCGUGUCUCCCUUGCGGCGUUUGUCACCAUUGCGUUGAAGCGAGCCUUGGUCAUAUAUAUGGUAAAGGAGGAGGAUCCUAAGAAGCAAGAGAAGCAAGAACAACUGAAACAAGUGAAACAAAGCUUAGCACAGGCCACUUCCUUCCUGGCCCGCUCACUUGACUAUCCAUCCCUGGAUCCCUACCCAGUUGCCAUCUCCAGUUAUGCCCUCUCACUUGCUUCGGAUAACCAGUCGGCAAUCGCUGCUGCCGAUGCCUUCCUGAGGAGACUCGCCACAGAGGAUCAAAACAACACAGUGAUGUACUGGGCAGCAACCGAAGCGGACCGCAUGCAGGGAGAGAGGCGCUGGUCCAGCGUGCCGUCUGUCUCAGCUAUCACAGUGGAGGCCACGGGCUACGGGCUCCUUUACUUAGUACAGCAAAAUGACACUGAAGCAGCUAGCAAGGUGGCCAAGUGGCUGACAGAGCAGAGGAACUAUGGAGGAGGCUUCAAAUCUACCCAGGACACGGUAGUGGCUUUGGAAGCUCUAUCUCAGUAUUGGAUCAGUAGCUAUAAGAAGGAAGACAAUGAACUGAAGGUGACCUUCACGGUUCCUGGAAAAGGUUUACCAUUCCAGGUGUCAUUGGGGAGGUCUGCUGACACAGUCCAGGAAGAGCUGCAGUUUUCCUCAGGUAGUAACAUCCACGUAAAAGUGGAAGGGAAAGGGAAAGGAACUUUGACCGUCCUGAAGGAAUUCCACGUCUUGGCUGUGCAGAACACUACCUGCCAAACCCUUGGGCUACAAGUGAAGCUCACUGGUGCAGUUCAAUAUUAGCCGGAAGCAUACCACUACUACUAUGAAUAUGAGGAUUAUGGCCCCGUUGACUCUGACCCAGCUUCACAGCCUGCUGACCAGCCACUCUCACCCAUUGAGUUGUUUGAUGCCCGGCAACGACGUAGAAGGGAAGCCAAAGAUCCGGGACAGUCGCAACAGAAAGUCAUUUACAACGUCUGUUUGUGGAGGCAACCAGGGGCGCAUGUCGCAGGCAUGGUCAUUGCUGACAUCACCAUGCUUAGUGGCUUCGAGCCGAACAAGGAUGACCUUGACAAGCUGCGAGAUCUCACCGAUCAGUACAUCAGCCAUUGGGAGAUUCAAGGACGGCGGCUACUGCUAUAUUUCAUCUCGGUGCCCACAUCAGGACAGGAAUGUGUCUCCUUUGAAGCAAAACAGCUGGUCCCUGUGGGAAGACUGCAGCCAGCAAGUGCCAUGGUGUAUGACUUCUAUGAACCAGCAAAGAGCUGCAGCACCUUCUACGGAGCUCCCAACAAGCCCCAGUUUGUGUCAUCGUUGUGCUCCGAAGAUGUCUGCCAAUGUGCCGAAGGUGUCUGCCCACGUGUGAAGCGAACCCUUGAUGCGGUCAUUACAAAAGCUUCUCGCGUGGAGUUUGCAUGUUACAGCCCACGUGUGCACUAUGGGCUACGGGUUCGAGUGGUGAAUGAGAACCACGUAAAUGCCUUCCGUGUCUAUGAUGCAAAAAUCUUGGAGCCAUUACAAUACACCUCAGAUAUGGGGGUCUCCAUUAACCAAACCCGGCGUUUUGUGGUCCGUGCAGCAUGUCGAACACGCUUGGUCGAAAACAAGGAUUAUCUUCUGAUGGGACGUGAUGGGCAAACUCGGGACCCUCAAGGCCACACUCAGUACCUGCUGGACUUGAACUCAUGGGUGGAAGAGCUGCCUGGCCCUAGGUACUGCAGGUCCACCAGGAAUCGCAACAAAUGUUUCGAGCUCCAAGCUUUCAUCACUGCCUUUGCUGAGAACGGCUGUCGCAUAUGAGGCAGGGUAGUGGGGUGGAAUUCCCCUAUGCUGUAACCCACCGGAAUCCACCCCAAUUCCUGCCUCUGAACAGAACCAGAGAUGUUGACUUGCUUUAUUUCCAGGUCUUUAUAUAUAUAUAUAUAUUUUCAACGCUUUGUGCCUGGAGGAUUAGGCCAAAGAUUUCCUGCACUGAUUUCCUGCUUGUAAGAACAGCUUGUUGGAUUAGGCCCAAAGAGUCGCUGCUUUGACAGAUGACAUCAGCUGCAUUCACUAUCUCAAAUAAUAGAUUGGUUAUAGGAAAAGUGAUUAUGAUUUUUUUGUGCACCAGUGAACAGAUUGGGCCUAAUCCUGUUUUUUUAAAAGCUUUAGUUCAUAUUAUGUAAGCAUGCUGCUACUGGAUAGUUCCGCAUUUAAUGUCGUGUCCGUUUGCUUAUUGUGUCUCAGCUUUGUUUUCAUCUCUGCACUGGAUUUCUGCUUUUUUUCAAACUUCUGCGGUCCUUACCCUAUUGUAUUGUUUAUUUAAUGUCCCAGCCCUUGAUCGUACUGAUUUACACUGCGUAAAGAAAGAAGGUUGGAGUAUAAAUUACAUAAAUAAAAACAAUAGUGUGGUUUGCUUUGAACUAGUGAUUACAUUUUACAUAAUGGCCUUUUCCACAUGUUGGUAAAGCAACGGGCAACUUACU